UCCCGCAGCCCGUCUUCUUCUCCCCCCUAGCUCUGUAGCUCCCUGCCCCCCCACUCCCCGGCCUCGGAGAAAGGAAAGCCGCACUGGCACCGGCUCCUCCUCCCCUGCUCCUCCUUCCCAUCCCGCUGCCGACCCAGUCUUACAUGGCAUUGCUGUAUACAAUAACUACUAUGAUCCUAACUGGACAGACGAUAUACUAUAGCCACAUCUACCACCAUCUUAAAGCGAAGAAAUCCAGGGCAACCAGCAAGCCUCAGAAGCAUCAGCGAGGGGACACUUCAUUACGUGAGAAGCUUUUGGGUGCCAAGGACGGUGGGGCAUCCAGAAACAACCACCAGUCAGAUGCUACAAUUCCUAUUCCAAGCUCACCUAUUCCUGUUAAUACAAAAUUUUCCGAACAAUACCAUACUCCAAGCAGCCCCACCUCAGACUACUACUAUACGUCAGCUAGAUCUUUAUCAAGGAGUCCAGUGCCAACUGCUGGUACAUGGUUGGGCAAUACUCGUCAGUCAUCAAGGACGCCUCCACAAACAAAUGGCCACAGGGAACCUUUAAUUGGUGAGAUUGCUACAGCACAAUCUGCAUCACCUACUAGAACGAAAAAUGCCCUCUCAGUGGUACCAUGGCUGGGUCUUCUGUUCAGCAUGUGUCUCUUGCACCUUUUAGUUGGAAACACACAUAGGGAAGUGCCAAGUGGAACUGUCAUACCAGUGGGAAGAAGGCUUUUACUGUUUAAGGAUGAUCAAGGACAUUCAUCUCUCAGUCAUGGCAGUGGAAGUGAAAUUGGAAGCUUUCUUGGUUGGGCAAUGGCGAUAAUCUAUAUGGGUGGACGACUGCCCCAGAUUUUCUUAAAUAUGCAAAGAGGCCAUGCUGAGGGGCUCAAUCCAUUAAUGUUUACCUUUGCUUUAUUGGGGAAUUCGACAUACGUAGGAAGUAUACUUGUAAACAGCCUGGAAUGGUCAAAACUUAGACCAAAUCUGCCUUGGCUUGUAGAUGCUGGAGGAUGUGUUUUACUCGAUUCUUUUAUUAUUCUUCAGUUCCUUUAUUUUCAUUACCGGAAGCAAAAUGAGCCUUCAGAUGAGCACAACAAUGCAGAUAAAGCUUAGUCGACAGCAAGAGAGAAAUCUCUUUUCUUCUUCAGGGCAAAAGUUUCAUGCCUGAAGCUGAAGGUACACCCCAUACUUCAGCAGCCCCGCAUUUCUAGCGCAAGAGCUUGCUGCAUUUUCUGGGGCAUUGUUUCAGAAGUUUGGUGCCUGCAGGGUGACUCAGAGCGAGCAUCACGUGGAGACGCUUCAGGCAGUUUUUCUGUUCUGUAGUAUAUCAGAAUGUCUCGUUGUACGUAGUGGUACAUCCAAUGUCGACUGGCUUUCUCUCAUUUUCUGUUCUUUUUGUAGCUUCUUUUCGCUUAACAGUCUGUAUAUUCGAGAUGGCAUCAUCGGAUAACAAUGUGUUGGUUCUUACUACGAUUUUUUCUUUUAUCAUACUGCUUAUCUCC
Messenger RNA from Panicum virgatum (switchgrass), 1495 nucleotides. RefSeq lists its product as uncharacterized. The coding region runs from base 144 to 1106 and encodes 320 amino acids. The transcript is spliced from 12 exons. The record is from RefSeq and is a predicted model, not a curated record. Lineage: Eukaryota; Viridiplantae; Streptophyta; Magnoliopsida; Poales; Poaceae.